AUGGCUACUCUUAUUCUUUUUUCCUUGCUGUGGAUUUUAACCAUCGACACCGUUGUGGCGAGUGGUUGCAUGGAGAUAGAGAGGAAUGCACUCCUCACGUUUAAGGCCGGCUUGGUUGAUCCUCAGAAUUUAUUGUCUUCAUGGGAAGGCGUAGAUUGCUGUAAAUGGAGGGGAGUCGUCUGCAGCAAUAUCACGGGCCAUGUUGUGAAACUCAGCCUCCGAGGCUCGUAUGAUAUAUUAUCCAGGGAAUGGUCAUGUUUGAGUGGUGAGAUCAAUCCAUCUUUACUUCUUUUAAGCAAUUUAGAGCACUUAGAUCUCAGCAUGAACAAUUUCAGCGAAAAUAGCAUCCCACCAUACUUGGGUUCAUUCAAAAACUUGAGAUAUCUCAACCUCUCUUAUUUAAAUUUCGGUGGAACAAUACCCCCUCAAAUUGGAAAUCUCUCAAAACUUCACUAUCUUGAUUUAAGUUUUGACUCCACUUUUUCCGACACUCUUAAAGCAGAUGACAUUUUGUGGCUCACUCGUUUAUCUUCCUUGAAAUAUCUUGAUUUGAGCAUUGUGAAUAUGAAUACUUCUACAGGUUGGUUGCAUGCUGUAAAUAUGCUUCCUUCGUUGAAAGUGCUACAUUUGGUUGACUGUUCACUUCCUGGCAUUUCUACAUCUCUGUCACAUUUCAACCUUACAACUCUCAAGGUGCUUGAUCUUGGAGAUCUUUCCGACAACCAAAUCAAGGGGAGAUUGCCAUUAUUAAUGGACUUUACCAUGCUACGGCACUUGAAUUUGAGCUCAAACCAAUUUGAAGGUCCGCUACCAUCUUUACCACGUAAUCUUCAAUUCAUCGAUCUCUCCAAUAAUUUUUUCACUGGAGUACUUCCUAACGUUGUAUUUAUGGGCUCUACCGUGCUAUGGUACUUGAAUUUGAGCUCAAACAAAUUUGAAGGCCAGCUACCAUCUCUGCCACAUAAUAUUGAAAUGAUUGAUCUCUCCGAUAAUUUUUUCACUGGAGUAGUUCCAAAUGUUGUAUUGCCACAGUUGCAUUCCUUAUUCUUGUCAAAUAAUGACAUUGGUGGUAGUAUACCAUCUGCUCUAUGCGAGUCAACUUUUUUGGAAGUUCUUGAUUUAUCAAACAACAACUUGUCUGGAGAAAUUCCUGAAUGUAUUGGGAAGUCACAAGAGUAUCUUACUAUUAUAGACAUGUCAAAGAAUAAUCUUCUUGGGGGGAUCUCUGUCUCCAUUUGCUCAUCGAAAUAUGUUUCUCUGUUGAAAUUUAGUAGUAAUGGCUUGACUGGAGAAUUUCCAUCAUUGCAAAAUUGCAAAGGUUUAGUUAUCCUUGAUCUUGGAUAUAAUAAGUUUUUUGGAGCAAUACCAUUAUGGAUCGGAGAAAGUUUAACUCAUCUGACAAUUCUCGAUUUACGCUCAAAUAUGUUUUCUGGUAGUAUUCCACAGCAAUUAGCACAACUUGGCUAUCUCCAAAUUUUGGAUCUUUCUAGCAAUAAACUAUCAGGGCAAAUACCACGAUCCUUUGGCAAUUUCAGUUGGAAGGCUUCGAAAGAAGGAAGAUUAAUAGAUAGAAUUGAUAAUAUGAGUUCCAGAGGAUAUGUUAUUAGUCUGUCCUUAGAUGUUAAGGGGGAGGAACGUACAUUUUGGAAAAUACUCUAUCUAGUUGAGAGCAUGGACCUUUCGGCCAACAAUCUAAGUGGAGAGAUCCCGGAUGAGAUUACUGAUCUGCAGACACUACAAUAUUUAAACUUAUCUAGGAAUAAUUUGAUUGGACAUAUUCCAGAAAAAAUUGGCGAAAUGCAAUCACUGGAAUCUCUAGACCUUGCAAUGAAUAAGCUUUUCGGUGAUAUUCCUCAAAGUAUCUCAGCACUAACUUUUCUGAGCCACCUAAAUUUGUCGUAUAAUAAUCUCUCGGGAGUAAUUCCAACAGGAAAUCAGUUGCAAACCCUUGACGAUCCAUCUAUUUACAUCGGUAAUCCGUAUCUCUGCGGGCCACCAAGUGUGAGAAAUUGUUCCUCAAAUGAAAUAAAUUAUAAGGAUAAUGAAGGGCCUAAAGAUAAGUUUGAGUGGCUAUGGAUAUACUUUAGUGUUGUACUGGGAUAUCUAUUUGGUUUUGCAGUCUUUUAUGGUGUUUUGUUGCUCAAUAAUGCUUGGAGGAAGGCUUAUUUCUCUAUGAUUGAUAUUGUAUGUGACAAGCUUUGUAUUGUAACUAAAAUAACUUUGGGUAAAUUAAGACAAAGGCAUGGGAGAUGA
Ananas comosus (pineapple) is the source of this 2253-nucleotide messenger RNA. RefSeq names its product probably inactive leucine-rich repeat receptor-like protein kinase At2g25790. Gene Ontology annotation, molecular function: protein binding. The coding region runs from base 1 to 2253 and encodes 750 amino acids. NCBI's taxonomy places the organism in Eukaryota, Viridiplantae, Streptophyta, Magnoliopsida, Poales, Bromeliaceae. The transcript has 2 exons. The record is from RefSeq and is a predicted model, not a curated record.